UUGUGUCUUGCGCUCUGAAUGCACUUGUAAGUUUAAUCUCCACUGAGGAGGAGGAGCACCAGUGCAUGUGAGGUAUCUCAGGAGCUGACAGAUACAGUGCUCACAGAAGAAGACAUGAGAAGACAUCUUAUCCAUUGCAUCAGUUUGUUACUUCAUGUUUGAAGUCUGUUUCGUGUGCUGGCACUCCCAAGUGAUCUGAAGCACUGAGCUGAGAUUGCAAAGAAACCAGCUAGUGUGUUUGGAUACGCAGCGUCUUUGAUCAGAGUUUGAAAUGAGGAUCUGAAUGCAAAGAAAAACCACUGAACCUCAAAUAGGAAAUUAAGAGCUUUCUAUGUCAUUUGUUGUUAUGUGAGAUGGAAGCUGUGCAGGUGGUCUUAAGCAACGGGUUAUUUGAUAAGCGAGCUGUGAACUUCACGUGUCGGUCGGGGAAGCAGUGAAAUGAGAUUCUCGGGCAUCGCUGAAUCUUUAUAAGCUCUUUGCCAGUCUAGCUGAGCGAGUCGAGCUUCGGCUGGAUCAGCCUUUCUGAUAUUCUCCGGCUGAACUGAGCAGGAGUCCAGUAGGACUAAGGAACUUUCAAGUUUGCUCUCCUUAGGAUCUGAAUCGUCUCUUUGUUUCUUGGAGACACUUCAUACUCUUGCAUUUAAUUUUCUCUGUGAUAACCGUGCAUCCUCUGAGACAGGAUGCAGGUGUCAUUUGUUUGCACGGACCACCGGUCCAUGAGUCGUAGCACGGAUGACAGGCUCAAUCGACAAAACGCUAACAGUCCGAGCACCGGUACCCGAAGCAAGUUUAAAGCCGUAGCCAUGGUGGCCAGGAGCCUUGGGCAGCUCUCCGUCCAGAGCGUCCCUUCUUCAAGUGACCAGAGCAUGAGAACUGGCAUGAAGUAUAGAAACCUGGGGAAGUCGGGCCUGAGAGUCUCAUGUCUUGGAUUAGGAACAUGGGUGACGUUUGGAGGACAGAUCACAGAUGAGAUUGCAGAGCAGCUGAUGACUCUGGCGUACGAGAACGGGAUCAAUCUGUUCGACACGGCAGAGGUCUACGCUGCAGGAAAGGCGGAGAUGGUGCUGGGCAACAUCAUAAAGAAGAAAGGAUGGAGACGCUCCAGUUUAGUCAUUACAACCAAAAUAUUUUGGGGUGGAAAAGCAGAGACUGAAAGAGGACUGUCAAGAAAACACAUUAUAGAAGGUUUAAAGGCAUCAUUGGAGAGACUGCAGUUAGAAUAUGUGGACGUGGUGUUUGCAAACAGACCAGACCCCAACACACCCAUGGAAGAGACGGUGCGGGCGAUGACCCAUGUGAUCAAUCAGGGAAUGGCGAUGUACUGGGGAACGUCACGCUGGAGUCCGAUGGAAAUCAUGGAAGCGUAUUCUGUGGCCCGACAGUUCAACCAGAUCCCACCGAUCUGCGAGCAGUCGGAAUACCACAUGUUCCAGAGGGAGAAAGUAGAGGUGCAGCUUCCUGAGCUCUUCCAUAAGAUCGGUGUGGGUGCGAUGACAUGGUCCCCGCUGGCCUGUGGGAUAAUCUCAGGGAAAUACGACAGCGGGGUGCCGCCAUACUCUCGCGCCUCACUGAAGGGCUACCAGUGGUUGAAGGACAAGAUCUUGAGCGAGGAGGGCCGACGCCAGCAGGCGAAGCUGAAAGAGCUGCAGGCAAUCGCUGAGCGGCUGGGCUGCACGCUGCCACAGCUAGCCAUCGCGUGGUGCCUGAGAAACGAAGGUGUGAGCUCUGUGCUCCUCGGAGCCUCCAGCACGGACCAGCUCAUGGAGAAUAUAGGAGCAAUACAGGUUCUUCCAAAGUUAUCCUCCUCCAUCGUGCACGAGGUGGACAGUAUCCUGGGCAACAAACCCUACAGUAAAAAGGACUACCGCUCCUAGUGUGGAACCGGACGGGACCGGAUGCUCCGCACCCACCUUUGCCUGAUCCUCCGUUCGCUUCAGCUUUUACUGAAUGAGUACCGGCCGCAUGAGACGGGCAAGCACCCACAAACCCUGGAGAGCAAGACUUUUAGAACACAAAGGGCAAGAAACACGUUGAAAAACACAAAACGUACAAAAAAAAAAAAAAAAAAAAAAUUCACUUAACCGAGGGGUUGACAUGCAGGAUAGAGAGCGAUGCUUUGAAGAUACGUGCUGACGGAGUACUUUAAAACCAGAUCAUUAGGGUAAUUAAGAACAAAAUGAAAAAUAAUAUACUUAAAACAUUUUAAAAAUAACAUGCUUGCUUGGUUGCUGGAAAUAUUCAUUUUUUCUCUUUGCUUUUUUUUUUUUAUAUUGAAUGCAUAAAUAACAAAAAUGGAGCUCAAGCUGAAAUAGGUGAUCCAUAGCCGCUCAUGUGAUCCAUUUGGGUUUGCGCACAUCGUUCACGUCGUCGAGGUGUCCCGACCCAGAACUCUUCACUGUGUCGUCUGCGUUACGUAUGCACACGCCCCCCUUCGCAGGCAAACCAAUAAGCACUUUAAGAGAACAUCAGAGAGAGCGGCUUGGUGAAAACUGAUUUGCAAGCGGCUCCUCUCUAGUGUGGAACGGGGCAAAAAUCAAUCGCUUUUUCUUCUUCUGCACUGGGCAUUGCGUCGUCUCGCUGUUGAGCCUCAAAAUUCGGCCCUGGCUUCUCACAUGUCAUUGCUUUCGCUAACAGGGCCGCCAGAGACGUUCUGAUGUCAGAUCGCUCCAUCAGAUGUUGUGGUUUUGGAGGGCAGCUGUCUGUGUGAUUGCUGAAGAUGAGCCUCAGAGGUCUUCCAUCCACAGUAACCUGCUCCCGGCACACACGUUUAGUGUACUGAUAUUACAAUUACUCAUGCUGAUUUAUUAGAGUUUAAGUGUAGAUCGAAUAUCUGACGUACUAAUGGGAUAAGCAUGCUUCAAAAGUAUUUAAUACAAUUACUGCUCAAUUUUUAAGUCUAAAGAGUGAAUGUUAGGAAACAUCAAGAAUGUGUUCUGGUCGUAUUUCACCCCAAAAUCAGCAUCUGUAUACAAUAUUAGAUAUACAAUAUUAAAUUGCUUGCUAUUUAAGGAUCAUUUUAAUUAAAAAAUUUAUUUAUACUUUUUUUUUUUUGUUAUACAUUAUGUCUCUCAAAUUGUAAAGUGUAAUUUUAAGUGUACAUCAUGCUAGUAUUUGAGUACAACUACUGAAAAAUUGUUCAGGCAUGAUGCAUUACAGUAACCUUAUUAUUUAUUUAUUUUUAAAUUAGAAGAAACGAACAAGAAAAUCAGAAAUGUUUAAUUCAUGGAAAUAAUUGUCACAAUGCAAAAAAAAAAGAUGAUCUUAAAACAAUAUAUAAUUUAAUAAAACAUUUACUGUACAGAAUUAUAUUACGUAUUAUUUUAGGACCUUUUUUUUUUGUUUGUUUAUUUUUUUUUCCAUUUUGACCAUUUUCAUUAUAAUUAAGCACAUUUUCCCCACAAAUUGUUUGUAAUUUUAUGUAGUUAAAAAAAAAAAGCAGUGAUGGUCUCAAAAUAUACAAUGUUAGAUAUACAGUACAAAAUUAUAGUACUUAUUAUUUUAGAAUAAUUACAAUUUAUUUUUGUGACGAAGUCAUUUUUAUUAUAAUUAAUAUUAUUUAUUCCUGCAAAUUGUCUUAAUGUAAUAUGAAAGUAAGUCUUAUUAUUGGAAUAUAUAUCAAAAUUAUAUUAUUAUUAUUAUUAUUAUUAUUAUUAUUAUUAUUAUUAUUAUUAUUUUCUAACCUUUUUUUUUUUUUUUUUUGCAUUGUGACCAUUUUUAUUAGAAUUAAGCACAUUUUCCCUACAAAUCAUCUUUAAUACCAUGUGAAAGAAAUCUUAUUACAGUAAUAUACUGUAUAUCAAAUUAAGUGUACAUCAUGCUAAUAUUUAAGUACAACUACUGAAAAAAUGUACAGGCAUGAUGCAUUACAGUAACCAUUUAUUAUUAUUAUUAUAAUCUCUCUUAAAGAGUCAGAAAUAAUAAUUCAGUCAUGUAAAUAAUUGUCCCACAAUAAUGCAAAAAAAUACAAAUAAGUAAUAAUAAUAAUAAAUUGAUGGUCCUGAAAAUAUACAAUGUAAAAUGUACAGUGCAAAAUUAUGGUUUUAUUUAAUUUUAUUUAUUUUUUAUUUAUUAUUACCAUUUUCAUGAUAAUUAAGGUUAUUUGCCCUAAAAAUUGUCUUUGCGAAAAAAAGCCAUGAUGCAUUACAUUAGCUUUUUUUUUUAUUAAAAGAAAUUAAAAAAGAAAGUCAGAAAUAAAAAAAAAUGUAUAUAUUCAUCUGUGGAAAUAAUUGCAUUACAAAUAAUGCAAAAAAGGAUAGUCCUAAAAAUAUACAAUUUAAUACAAGAUGUACAGCACAAGAUUAUAUUACUUAUUAUUUUUGGACUUUUUUUUUUUGCAUUGUGACCGUUUUCUUUAUAACUAAGCACAUUUUCCCUAUUUUAAUGUUAUGUUAAAGACUGUAGACUGCUAUAAUGCAAAUAUAUAAGCAUAUUUUACACACAGACACACACAUUUCAGUGUCAUGGUGGUGAUAAAAAAAAAAACCUUGAAAAAUACUAUUUAAAAUAUCUUAAUGUAAUUGAUUUUGGGGUGAAAUAUUACCUGAAUUUUUUUUCAUGACAUUCACCACAUAAGGCAAAUUCAUUGAGUAAAACCAUGGUGUCAGAUCAUGUGUGGUGGUAGCCUAAUGCUUAUAAAUAAUGGGCUGCUAACACAAAAGUGCAGGUUCAAUCCUAAAGAGAGGUCAAACGCAGUUCUGCUUGAUCUCCCUGCGAUUGGACGUCUAUGAGUAGCAAAAACCAUCAGUGAUUUGAUGAUGUUGUCUGCGGUGUAGCUGGGGCCGGCACCUGUGGCCUUCACAGCACAGCAGAAGCUCCUAGCCAAUAGGAAAGCGGACUGUUUCAACGCAUCAUCUCACCUGCCCGAUAGGAGCAAAGACCUGUUUGUGUCAGCAGCUCAGGGACUGCGCUAGAAUGUCCACGUAUGCAUGAGUCUGUGUGUGUGAAAUACAUUGUCAAACAUCGUUAGGAAGCAGACGUCACUGUUCCUUCCUCUCAUUUCUGGACACUGGGCAUUUGUUGUAUAUGUACCGGUGAUGAUACGUGUGGCUGAAGCCAAAGAUUUAUCCCACAUCCCGUCAGUACGGUGACUCCCGUGUCCUCUUUCCCACGGAGAGGCGAUGGCUCAUUUAGCAGCAUGUAUCUGCACAUCUUUCCUCACUUUGUAUAUUCACUCUGCGCUCUAGGAAUAGAAGUACAUAUAGGCGUACUUAGUGCAAGUAUACAUGUAGUACCCAGUAUGAAUGAUAAGCAGUCUUUAGAUCUUUUUUAAACGGCGGUCGCUCGCCAAACCUCGAUCGAUUAGUUCAUCAAAGCGUCCCUGAUCAAACACAAGGGAAUUGCAUGAGGUUGAUAAAACCUGGAAAACCUUGGAAAGCAUGCGGCGGGUUCCACGCGCUCACUGCGCUUUUAAUGCACAGUUCGUAUCCGAUAAUGUCGUGAUCAUUUUUGUACAAAUCUGAAAAGAUGAGCUUGCUGUUCUUCGUGGUUGUGAUUAAAAACACUCUAAAGAUCAGAAUCGGAUUUUAAAAACUAAACUCGGGAGUUUUGUGCUCAUGGGAGAUAAAUUGGUCAAAUCAGCUUUAAAAUAGUUGAAUGCUGACGUUUGGUGUGCGUUCAUCUCAUCUGUACGUUUGUGUGUCUGUCUGAAGAGCCACGUACAUUUACUGUGUGAUGACGGUGCAGUUAUUCCUGACAGUCUCUGAAAGAUUUGCACUUUAUUCGUUAGGCUGUUGCUUAAUUGGAGAUGAUUCAUUUACAUUUAUAGUGUUAAUGUCUUUUAUUUUUGCCCUUUUAAAGGAAUGUUUUAGGUUCAUGUCAACUCAUAAUCAUUUCAGAUAAUCCAAGUAUGUUGUUAACAGUAAUGUACUUUAAAUGGAAAAUAAGUAUUAUGUGAAAUUUGCAAAGUUUACAACCUUUUUUUUUUUUUUUUUUUUUUUGCAUGCAGUAAUGACAAUUUGUGAUGAAUGUACUUAAUGUUCAUUGAGGUAAUGUCACAAAUAAUCAUCUUGAAAAAAGGCUUCACUUAUUUCGUGCAAAAUAGAAUAAAUUUUGUGAUCAAAAUAUUUUCUCAAAAUGUCUUUGUGAAAAUCAUCCAGUAAGAUAAAUAAAUUAAAUUAAAUUAAACUGAUGAUUUAAAAAAAAAAAAAAAAAAAAAAAAAGACAAGAAAAA
Labeo rohita (rohu) is the source of this 6169-nucleotide messenger RNA. It is a transcript of the gene kcnab2a, whose product is annotated as potassium voltage-gated channel subfamily A regulatory beta subunit 2a. The transcript is spliced from 14 exons. The record is from RefSeq and is a predicted model, not a curated record. Lineage: Eukaryota; Metazoa; Chordata; Actinopteri; Cypriniformes; Cyprinidae. Gene Ontology annotation, biological process: transmembrane transport; potassium ion transport; regulation of potassium ion transmembrane transport. Gene Ontology annotation, molecular function: transmembrane transporter binding; potassium channel regulator activity; voltage-gated potassium channel activity. Bases 681 to 1874 code for a protein of 397 amino acids. Gene Ontology annotation, cellular component: voltage-gated potassium channel complex; membrane; cytoplasm.